Stegostoma tigrinum is the source of this 5804-nucleotide messenger RNA. Its product is annotated as eosinophil peroxidase-like. Gene Ontology annotation, biological process: response to oxidative stress. Gene Ontology annotation, molecular function: peroxidase activity; heme binding. Lineage: Eukaryota; Metazoa; Chordata; Chondrichthyes; Orectolobiformes; Stegostomatidae. The record is from RefSeq and is a predicted model, not a curated record. The transcript has 17 exons. The coding region runs from base 464 to 3022 and encodes 852 amino acids.
GUGAUCAUCCCUUCUACCCAGAGAGCUAGCAAGUGACCUGAGCUAGGAGAUAGGACCUGAGCUUCCAACUAGGUAAGGUCUGCUAAAACACUAAUCAGGCACUGGCAAGGCCACUAGCAGGUCUUGAACUGAAAAUAAGACCCCUGGGACAGAAGUCAUACUCAGCAAGACACAGCCAACCAGAACCUGAUAGUUCUUGAGCUCAAUAACAGAAGGCUAAGGCUGGUGGCAGAAGAACAUAUCUGGAUUCCCAAGGCUGCAGGAGACCUACAGCAAAGGAUGAAAGCGUUACUGACCAGGCAGCAUUUAUUGUCCAUCCCUCACUGUCCAAAGGGUAGUUAAGAGUCAACUACAUUGCUGUGGGUCUGGAGUCACAUGUAGGCCAGAGCAGGUAUUAAGUACAGGAACCCGCCAGUUACUGUUCGUGCUUAGUUGCCUGAGCUCCACAUGUACAUCAGAAGAAAUGCAUCCCAAAGUAAAAGGAUUGAUGAAUCAGCGAGGGAGUGGACUUGUCAAUGAUGCAUAUCAGCAAGCACUUGAUCUUGUUAAUGCUGCCUACAAAAGAUCAAGAGACAGGAGUAAAUCAGUGUUGGCUGAAGGCUUCAUUAGUGCCAGUGACCUGCUCAGCUUCUUCAAACAUCCAGUAGCAGAGACUCGCGUGGCAGUGAGAGCAGCUGAGUUGAUGGAAACUGCCAUUGAACUUAUUCGGCAGAUGGUUUAUACCCAGGAGAAGAUAUUCAGGAAUGUAACGGAUCUGCUCAGCAAGCUUGAUCUUCAGGUGCUGGCUGAGGCAACAGGUUGCACUAGUCAACUGCGGUCAGUGACUUGCUCCAGUUCCUGUCUUCUCAACAAAUAUCGAACUAUUACUGGCAUCUGCAAUAACAGACAGCAUUCCUGGUGGGGAGCAGCUAAUGUCCCAUAUACUCGAUGGCUACCGCCAGAAUACGAUGAUGGAUUCUCACUUCCGAAAGGAUGGGUCAAGGAUAAAGAAUAUAACAGGUUCCCCUUACCACUGGCCAGGACAGUAUCCACUGCAAUCCUGUAUACCUGCAAUGAGAACAUUUCUCUGGACAGCAGGUAUGCUCACAUACUGGUGGAGUGGGGACAGUGGAUUGACCAUGAUAUGGACCUGACACCACAAACUGCCAGUUCCUCUUCCUUUUUCGACAGCAGUGACUGUGCAUCAUCGUGUCACAACAGAGGCCCAUGCUUCCCAAUACAGAUCCCUGAUGGUGACCCACGUGCCUAUGAAAGGGAGAAAUGCAUGCCCUUCUUCCGUUCAGCACCAGCAUGUGGGAGUGGCAGGUCCGGUGUCUUCUCAGGACAGCUCCAUCCCAGGGAACAAAUGAACAGUAUCACUUCCUUUGUGGAUGCCAGCAUGGUUUACGGGAGCACAGACUCCCUGGCACGGAAACUGAGGAAUCUUACCAAUGAUCUCGGAUACCUAGCCGUGAACCAGGAAUACUCUGACGAUGGCCUGGCCUACCUGCCCUUCAUGAGCAAAACACUUCAAAAUCCCUGUGAACUGACCAGAGACCGGUCUCUCAACACAAACAAGUCAAAUAUUGCUUGUUUUCUAGCAGGAGAUUCCCGAGCAAACGAACAUUUAGGGAUGCAGGUGCUGCACACAAUCUUCUUACGAGAGCACAAUCGAAUAGCCUCAGAACUGCACCAACUAAAUCCGCACUGGAGCGGAGAGACCCUGUAUCAGGAAGCACGGAAAAUAAUCGGAGCAUAUCAUCAGGUUAUAAACUGGAAAGAAUAUGUACCUAAAAUUCUCGGGCCAGACGCCACAAAGCAGCAGCUUCCUCCUUACGAGGGUUACGAUGAAACAGUUGACCCUCGGAUUUCUAACGUAUUUGCUACAGCAGCAUUCCGUUUUGCACACGUUACCAUCCACCCGACAGUGUUUCGACUAAAUGAAGACUAUAGAGAGAGCCCAGCCUACCCCAGCAUCUCUCUGCACAAAUCAUUCUUCUCUCCCUGGAGAAUUAUUGAAGAAGGAGGUAUUGACCCUAUCAUACGAGGAGUUAUACUGAACUCUGCCAAGCUUCAAACACAAACACAGAUGAUGCCAGAAGAGCUGACAGAAAAGUUGUUUCAGCCCAAGGAAUCCUUAGCAUUGGAUCUGGCAGCACUAAACCUCCAGCGAGGGAGAGAUCACGGGCUACCAAGUUACGGCGCUUGGAGACGAUUCUGUGGACUACAGGAAGCCAGAAAUCUCUCUGAAUUAAUACAAAUAUUUAACAGCACAUUCUUGGCCAAGAAGGUCCUAUCAGUGUACAAGACACCUGCCAAUAUAGAUAUGUGGGUCGGAGCAAUAGCUGAACCAUUGUUGCCUCGAGCUCGGGUUGGAGAACUCCUGGCCUGCCUUCUCGGAAAGCAAUUCCAAAUUUUGAGGGAUGGAGACAGGUUUUGGUGGGAAAGUGAAGAUGUGUUUACUAGCCAGCAGAGAGAAGAGCUGAGCAAAGUCACCCUGUCCAGAAUCAUAUGCGACAACACCAGGAUUCAGAGAAUCCCAGUGGAUGUCUUCUCACGGAAUCGAUAUCCCGAUGACUUUGUGUACUGUAACAGUUCAGCCAUCCCCUCACUCAAUCUGUCUCUGUGGAGAGAGAAUGUCACAGAAAUUCCUUGUGGAGAGGCUCCCAAAGUAGAAGGGGCACAUUUCUUCUUUUGUAACACCUCCAUCCAUUUUGAAUGCCAUACGGGGUUUAUGCUCAUUGGACCUUCUUCUCUAAUCUGUGACCCUUCGACUGGAGUGUGGAGCUCUGCUGCACCUAUAUGCCAAGAUACCAUCUCAACGAGUCCAAGCCUUCUUAUCAAAAUGGUGGUUGUCGCCUGCGGCUGUGUUUUCAGCAUCAUUCUUAUGGUCACCUGUUUCCAAAGAUAUCGGCAGAGGCACCAGGACAGGGGUAAGGCAGUGAUCAAAUGUGAAUUAUGCAUCAAAUACUUCUCAUCUGAAGAUAUCAGACAAGGCAAUAGCAUUGGACACAAUACCAAAGCUAAUUCAGCAUCCACAUGACUCAGCAAUUCCAUUUACUAAUUCAAAACUUUACUAAUUCAUCAUAAAGACGUCCUUUCCUGCAAAACCUGCCUCUUCAAGCUCUACGGCCUUUUCUACAUCACCAUGACACUGUCAUCCUGAUGCCAUUGAAUCCCACAGGCAAGUGUCCUGUGAACCUCUGUCAUCUUCCCCUGUAUUGGGAAUGCCUGUCACUUCCUGACUCUGAUAUUUAUUAUAACUCAUGAAGAUGAAGCCAUUUGCAUUUGUGCAGACUAACAAUGUAAACAGUCAGAUUGCACCUGCCUCUGCUGCGGAGAAAAUGUGUUGAUGCUUACGGACAUCACCGAUUCUCUUUUCAUAAGCAGCGUUGGAAUUUCUCCCUUCCUUUCUAAUUAGUGUUCUGAGAUGGAGGAGAAAAUCUUGCUGCAUGCAAAAAAGCCACUUUCAUUUCUUCUGAAUUUUUGGACAAAACUUCCCUUACACUCUAAAAAUUUACACUCCUGAGUUUCAGGAAAAUUAGAAACCUACUGUGUACCGUAUGGACUAGACUAUCGCUCAAACAGCAGCUGGAUUCACAAUCAAGCAGGUAUGAAUGACAGCUUGAAUGUCUGUUGUGACUUUCAUGGAAUUUUUGGUUUGAUUAUAAAAAAACCAGCGGAAUACCCCAAGUCAGUACUAUAACACUACCACUUGCAGAUCUAGUGACACAGCUAGUCAUAUGGCAGCCAGGACCAACACCACAGAUUCAACAAGUAUUUCACUUAUACAGCAACAUCCGAGUAAUUACACUGAAUAACCCUGGGCAGGAGAAUACCCAGUGCAGUGCUUAGCCAUCUCUUUUGCAUUCAAAUUGCACCAGCAAUUUUGCCUGUCAGCAGGAAAAAGGACUUCAUUUAAGGUUUACCAUUUAAAUGGUUGUAAAUAUAUAUAUACUGUAUCAAAAAGUAGCACACAUCUUUGAGAACUCACAAGAAACCAAGUCAGUCUUAACUGGAAUAAUUCACAAAUACCAUUUGGUUUACUUUUGCAAUAAACUCCCCAAGGUGUCUCUCAUCACCUUAACACAAUCACUCCUGCGCAUUCAUUCUCUACACCAUUGCUACUAGUUAACUCUGACCCUCGAUUCUAAGCAAUGUCUGGCAUUAACAGCUGUCUCUCAAACUCUAUGCCUCUAUCUGCAAGCAAUGCUCAAUGUCACGGAAAGGUCUCGACCCAAAACGUCAGCUUUCCUGCUCCUCGGAUGCUGCUUGGCCUGCUGUGUUCAUCCAGCUGUACACCUUGUUAUGUCUAUGUCAAGGAUUCCCCUCACAUCAUUCUGGGUACUUUGGCAUGGAUUACAGGCAUUUUCCAAACAGAAAAGGAGGCAAUGUUAAAAGUUUUGAUGAAUACUUAAAUUUUAACAGGGCCCAUUCACUGAAUGUAUAGCAGCUUGGAUAUCUGUGCCUCCAAAGACCGCUUUGUUGCUUUUCCAUGAAGUAAACAGAACUGAAGCCCAGUCAGUGAACAACCCCCACAGGCCAAAAUACAUGAAGGCCGUAAAUCAUUACAAAGAUGAAUAUCUGAGUAGGCACAGGUGAGUGGGAAGCCAACAACCUCAUCACAUUAGAUUAAUCUAAAGAUACAAUUUCCUUAAGUUCUUGGAUACGUAAUUUAUACUAUUUCCAAGCUGGUGUUUGAUUUGCUAAUAAGUCAUGAACAGAAAACACUGAACAAAGUUCAAUAUUUUACUCAAACCUCAAUAGGCCAUUAAUAGGCUGUUUCCCAUUGCAUAAACUGUGGCUUGAUUAUGAAUAGCUCUGAGCACUCAAAACACAAUAAUGAUUGCAACAAUGAUCUUGGCCUCAAAAUUUCCACAGAGCAAUAGUAAAUGUGAUGGUGAAGUCCAAUAGAAUGCUGUGAAACAAGUUUUAGAGAAUGCUAAUUUUAUUCGCCUCAAAGUCAAUGUCAAAUGUUAAGUGAAUGGGAACAAGAUGAGCUUCUUGAAAUCUUAGAGAAUAGGAAUGAAGGAGCUAGCUUUAUUUAUUACUUUUACGACUGAUGGUGGGCAUUUGUCAAUUUGUUUGUAAACAAUUUCUCUCAAAAAUUCUCAGAUUUCAACAAAACUCAGUACACAGCUGUUGUAUAACCCACAGAAAACUGAAUUAGUUUUUUUUGAAGAUGAUAUGGCUCCAAAUCUGAAUCCUAGGAUUCUUUUUUAAAAAUCCUUCGACAUUGGGAAAAGGACAAAUUGACUUUUUUUAGAAAAAAAGAAUAAUGUAGAUUAUUUAGAAUGUUAUUGAUUACUUCGGAAUGCUGUAGAUGGUGGAAUUUGUUACUACUAUCAAAAAACCUAUGCCGAGUUUUCAAAGCAGGUUGUUGGAUGUGAAUUUAAAAAAUGAGGGGUUGAAAUCCCCUCAGGAGAGAUGAAGGCUCUGAAUAAAACAUUUUUUUCAGCCACGUAGCUCAACAAGGCAGAGAAAAUCCCAAGGAAGAAAUGCAUAAUGACAACAACAUUGAAUAAACACAGUACGGCAGUGGAACAGUAGAGUAAUAUAUGGAGGGAUUUAAUGAGAGGGAGGUUUUAUCCUGGUUUAGGAUUGAGGGGAAAUUGAAGCUGAUUUUCCUAAUUGGUAAAGAAAUGAAAUGGAGUAAGAUAUUGAGACUUCAGUGUAGUUGUAGCACCUAUAUAAUCACAAGAAUUGCAACUGUGUAAUCACUGUAAAAUCUGUAAUGUCAUCCUGUAAGAACGUUAGAUGAUACAGCAAUACUCAAAUAAAAUUAUGAAUCUCAAUAUUCAGAAUCCCUACUUAACAUUAUAUAU